Pestalotiopsis fici W106-1 is the source of this 2739-nucleotide messenger RNA. RefSeq lists its product as uncharacterized. The coding region runs from base 1 to 2739 and encodes 912 amino acids. NCBI's taxonomy places the organism in Eukaryota, Fungi, Ascomycota, Sordariomycetes, Amphisphaeriales, Sporocadaceae. Gene Ontology annotation, cellular component: cytosol. The record is from RefSeq and is a predicted model, not a curated record. The transcript is spliced from 4 exons.
AUGGCUGCGAAUGGAGACUUUGAUACGGACCCUCCCCAGGCCUGGAAGAAGGAUUCCAUCGAGGAGCGCAGCUUCGGUGCCGGUUUGAUAUGUCUGGAAGGCCACUACACACAGUCCCCGGUCAUGGGCCCAUCAACCACUGCCAAGGUCAUGGCUGUCAUCUCCAGAACUCUUGAAAAGACGCAUACAUUCAAGGAUGUCCGUGAACUUCUAUCAAGGAAUCUGAAGAUAUGGAUCUGGCUUCGCCGGGCCAUUUCCGCAGCCAUAUGCGACCUCAAUGAAAAGUCGCUGGGUGUUCGUUCAGAGCCAUUUGUGCCGACAAAAUUCAUAGACAUCACCGCACCCCAAAUCAUGGCCUUGAUCAUGAAGAACUACGCGCCUUUAAAGGAAGCUCUGCAAAUGCUUAAUAAGCUGAUGCACAUUGCUCGCAAUUUGUUGGUCACAACUUACCCCGAAGUUCCUCAAGACUUGUCUGCUGCCGUAAACUUCGAUCAUGAGGUGUACGAAGCCAUUUGUCUCUGCGUCAACGUUACCAGCAAGGGCAUAGAUGGCGAGAUGCCCGAGGACGAUGCAUCUAGAGCCAAGUGUAGCGAGAUCCAGGAGCUAUACAAAAAGGUCUUGGUGACUUCUUUACAACAGGCACAUAAUUGGAUCGCCAAGAAUGACCGCAACAAGAUGGCCUUCUGGUUCCGUGUUUUGAUUGAAUCCCCCGACGUUGACAACAACCACGCACCCGAGGAUCGGCACGAGUCUGUUAUGCAAUACUUGGGCCCCCGGAGUCUAUCUCUCCGGACAGAGAUUGCGAAUUGGCUGGAGCGGAAUUCAGAUAGAUGCGAGACUGCCACGGCUAUUUGCAAGGAAUAUCUAGAAGCACAAGACGAAUCCGACAAGAACCAAUGGUUCCCGCAAAGUCAACAGCUCGCAAAUAAAGCGAACAUUCAUCAAGAUGCAGCACAAGCUAUCUCGGAAUGGCAUCCAGAAGUAACGGAUAGUGUGGAGCGAGAUCGUCUGUAUGGUCGAGUAUCUCAUGAAUUGGAUGAGUGGUGGGAGAUGACGCGCUUGCCCAACAGCAAGGACCAGAGCCUGAAGAUGUGGCCGCUGGAUUUUGUUCCUGAAAGAAUAAAGCAGUGCGAGGCGAAUCUCAUGCAGCGCUAUGCCACAACAGACGCGCCUGAGGAUCCAGAAGACGAUCUUGAUCACCCUGAAGGUGAGACCAACAACCAAGCCGAUUGGCAAAAUCAGCCUGCUCCGGCGAGCACCAACUAUGCACCAGAAUACGACGAAUACGAGGAAGAUGCGGAUGAUGACGAUUCGUACGGGGAAGGUCCAAUGACUGGCCUCCUCACUGAGGUCCCCAACGUCCUCGAUCCCAAGCAGAUAGAGGCUUUGCACAUGAUUGUCAAGUCAUGCAUACUUGAAUCGGCAGGUACAGGACUAACGCCACAUGGAGAAAGCCUUCAACACACUAGAUGCAAGAUUCUUCUGGCGACCGACUGUGGCAAGAAUCUGCUCAGAGAAAUGCUCGUCUUCAUAGCUGUGUGGGAAAAGGAAGAGCAGUCACUUAUUUUCCAGAUCAGCAGCCAGAUUGUACAAGCCAUACACGAGAGCUCGUUGAUUCCCUACGCCUGGGAGGCACUGCGAAGCCCCAAAGAUAUUAUCUCACCGGCACAAACCGUUCUCCUUCGUCUGAUCACCUACCUUUCGCGCACAGCUUUCUACCCUCCAAAAGACUACAACCCUCGACCAUUAACCGACGGUACUCCACCACCUUCAGAAGAGCUUCGCCUGGCCAAGAUGCUCAAUUUCCUCUACGGCGUUUUCAGGAGUCGCAUUGUACCGGAAUGCGUUGCGCUCAUGCAGAUCCAAGCAGAUGUUCGCAAGGGAAAUCUGGACCCUGCAGACUUCCCAGUCGACACGUGGGACUUGGAGCGUGCCAAGGAUGGUCUGGUGCAGUAUCUCGACUUUCUCUACACGAUUGCCGAUAUUCACCCUUUGCGGCAACAUCUUAUCGAGUACGAGGCUGUCUAUGAGCUGAUUAAGCUUCUUGAAGGCCUCGACGAAGGCGUAGAGAAGAUCCCGCUCAUUGAUGGGCGCCGUAACCCUCAGGUGCCAGCACAACAGCCGGCCGCGUACCAAACUAAUCCACAGCCGCCGCCGCCGCCGCCUCCUCCCCUGACAGAACCACCGUAUGAAUUUCCCUGGUCUGGUAUCAAGGGACAAUUGCUCUCAAUUUUGGCAGCUCUGUUGCAGCCACCACCCGGUCAAUCCUCACCCGGCAACCCCACAGUACAAUUACAGAUUGUGCAACAUAAUGGAAUAGUUGCGCUCUUAAACUGCUGCCUAUACGAUGACAAUAAUCGCUUUUGUCGUGAGCGCGUGCAGCUAUGUCUGAAGUGGUUGAUGGACGGUUCUCCAGACGCCAGUGCGUUUUUACAAAACCUCGUUGCCGCCAAUCCUGGACCCAUGGCACGCCCCUCAGCAGACGCAGGACCAGAGACGCAUAGUGUACGGGUCGAUGGAGUAGGGGGCGAUGUGCGAGUACAAGUUAGAAGCUCGAGCGCACCAGUGGGAGAAGAUGCUGGUGUUGCAGGGCUUGUGCCUGGGGCGACCGCUGUCCCAAGGGUAAACAGAGGAGAUGCGCUGAUGAGCGAUAUCAUGGCCCUGACGAGGGCAGACGAUCCAAACAAGAUUCCACAAAAUCUGGAGGGUGACGAAACCGAAGAUGAUGACUUUAUGUAA